This is a messenger RNA of Acaulospora morrowiae, 189 nucleotides long. NCBI's taxonomy places the organism in Eukaryota, Fungi, Glomeromycota, Glomeromycetes, Diversisporales, Acaulosporaceae. The record is from the annotation of a GenBank genome assembly.
AUGGAGCGCUUGUAUGGGCCCAACUCUCAAUUACCCAACUAUCAAUUGCCUCCAGAGCUUGAUCGUUUUUCAGGAAAAAAGUGGAGCGAAAUUUUAGCCCGCACCGCUCCAAAAGACUUACAAAAAGAAGCGCAAAAGUAUGUCAUCUACAAAGAUUGGGAUCUUUAUUUAAGUUUACGAGACAAGUGA